Messenger RNA from Bacillus rossius redtenbacheri, 1143 nucleotides. Its product is annotated as keratin-associated protein 21-1-like. The record is from RefSeq and is a predicted model, not a curated record. The transcript has 2 exons. NCBI's taxonomy places the organism in Eukaryota, Metazoa, Arthropoda, Insecta, Phasmatodea, Bacillidae. Bases 42 to 434 code for a protein of 130 amino acids.
CCCGGCAAGGCCAGCAGACGAGCAGACAGCCCGCGGCAGACAUGAAGGCGACGGUGUUCGUAGUUCUGGCGCUCGCCGCCUGCGCCCUGGAGGCAGCACAGACCCGGGAAGACGGGCAGAAGACGACCCAGAAGAGAGGCAUCUUCCCAGUGGGCUACGGCUUCGGCCCGUCCCACGGCUACGGGCCUGUCUUCGGCUACGCCUACGGGCCGAACUACGGCCACGGCUACGCUCAUGCGCCUGUCUUCGGUCACGGCUCCGGGCCUGUCUUCGGCCACGGCUACACUCACGCGCCCAGCUACGGCCACGGCUACGGACCCAGCUACGGCCACGGCUACGGCUACGCUCACGGUCCUGCCUUGGGUCUCGGCGCGGCCGUAGCCAAGCUGCACCUGCCUGCGUCGUUCCUCGGCCUCCCGGGUGUCUACCACUGAAGACGUGACCCGUCGUCAGAACUGCCACUCCUUGCAGCAUCUCUCCGAACAACACACGUCUGCUUCAAACAUGUUUCAAUCACUAUGGCCAUCCACAGGUCUAAUUAAAGUAAAUAAUAUUUUUUACGUGAUAACGUCUUAUAAAUAGGGACCGGAAAAAUUCGCGGGUUCAAUUACCUGUAGGAUGAACUCCAUAGUUCAUCUUACACUCGGUCAGAUGUGACCCACUCAUUGGCUGCUGUCUUGUGAGACGUCCCAACGUAGCAGCAUGUGAUUCUAUACAGCUUUAGUUGGGUGUUUCUCAUUGGCCCAGAGUCAUCCAGGUGAGUUGUGAGCCAAUAACAGGAGGCUGCAUUGAGGUAUAACUAUUUGUAUUUUAGCCUAUCGCGAAAUGAACUCGCGAAUUUUUCCGGUCUCUACUUAUCAAUCGAAAAAUUGUCACGUUCCGCCUGAGCCAACCACUGUGCGAGAAAAUCUUCUAUAAUAUUAAACAGGUUAAGGCUGGCUUUUUUUAACUAAUUGUCCGUGAUUAUAUUUAAACAAAUUAUUGAAAUUAAAUUUGCAAAAACUGUAAAUAAUAUUUUAAAAUUAAAAAGUAUGCAAAAUUUCAUCAAUGUUUUCUUAUGACGUUAUCACGUAAAAUAAUCGUCCGUAAACCGACUUUACGGACAACCCCAUUUUUUUCCUAAUAAACAAUGUUUGAAAAAAA